Messenger RNA from Biomphalaria glabrata, 1708 nucleotides. Its product is annotated as zinc finger Ran-binding domain-containing protein 2-like. Lineage: Eukaryota; Metazoa; Mollusca; Gastropoda; Planorbidae. The record is from RefSeq and is a predicted model, not a curated record. The coding region runs from base 308 to 1111 and encodes 267 amino acids. The transcript has 2 exons.
CACACACACGUAUAUACACUGAAUAAAAAAACAAUGAAAGCAUAGACGCACACAUACACGCUCUGACUACGCCAAGUCUCCAUUAUGCAUUCCCCAUGUCCCUGCCAGAGCCGUGUCUACAAAGUGUUGCGUGUUCCAAGAAAAUCAACUCUCCCUGUGUUAAGUCCAUGUUUUUUUUUUCCAAUACCACUGAAAAGGACAACAUUCAGAUCUAGUGGACCUGGCGGAUAAAUACGUAAGUGAAAUAAUCUUUGACAAGUUUUAUGAAUACAUUAUUCUGACUGGACAACAGCUAAUACUACAAAAAAUGAAUGAAGAAACAGGAGAAGAGCUGCGCAAUAAAACAGAAAUAACAUCAGAUGACGAAGAAAUAACUGAUAAUCCUCCAGAUGAAAAGACAAACACCAAAAGAAGCAACCAUCCUUCAGGAGACUCAACAGAAGUGUCGUCUGAAACUAAAACACAAGAUGAAAACACAACCAAACUAGACAAUAUCAACAAUACAGAACAGGAGGAUUCAGAAAAACAACACAAGAAAAUUAAAGGCAAGAAAGAUAAUGAUCCAGAGGAAAAGCACGAAAAAAGCAAGAGACAUAAAGAUCCAGAGAAAGCAACUCAUGAAGAAAGCGCCCAAAAAGAUGAUACGCCAGAGAAUGAUCAGGUCCAUACGUUUAACCUCAUCAACCCCGACCAGCUUUCCGAGCAACUCAAAGUUGCUAAUCUCGACGACGAACAGACAGAGGAGCUCCUUCAAAAUGCAAAGAAACUUAACGCCAAACUCAGGAAAAUCUUACGCCAACAGCAGCUGGGCGAUGAGCAUUCCCCACCGAGCAGAAAAUCCGGCUCCAUAUCGAGGCGGCGUCAUCCAAACGGAGCCAGAGCUUCAGCAUCCAGCAUGCCUACUGCAGGUGGUCGAGCGACGUCUCCCAAGCGAGAGCGCGGUUCCGCUGAGAAAAGUAAAUCAUCAACCAGCACAUUACCGCCAAUACACGCCAAGUCUGGCCAGGCCAGAGUCAAAAGCGCCAAGUCCUCAACUGGUUCUGCUAAAAGUCGAACUGGAUCUCGGCGCAGUGCUAGACCUGAAUGGAACGAUCGUUUUAUGUUUACAUAACUAUAUGCUGUUGAGGAUUUAGUGUAAAUAGUUGAGCCCACAUAGACAAAGUACAGCCUUGGUUCACAAUUUAUAUAUAUAUAUAUAUAUAUAUAUUUAGAACAGCAGGACAUUUCCCAGUCUACGCUCUGUGUAUACAAAGUGUAACUAGAUACAUCUUCUUCCCACUCUUAACAAGCACACUUAUGGAUCUAGAUCUACUUCAACAUUGACGUAUCCAGCAUUCAGUGUUGUGUGCUGCUAUGGUAGACACUUUCUAGAACGUAGCAUGUGGGCCCUAAAUUAAUUACUGACAGGGAUUUUAGCUCAAAGAUUUAUGAUGCUUCCCCCCCCCCCCCUCAAUCUCCAGAAGUUUCUUCUUCUUUUUGGCAUAUUUGUAGCUGUGAAAGUGUGUCCAUGUUAAGUUUAUGUUCGCCACACUGACAAGUUGAGGACACUUCUAGACGUUCAUGGACAUCAAGGCUCCACGCUCCAACUCUCAAGAAUAGCGUGGAUCUAUAUCUCAUGCUAAAGAAUCUACACAAAUACACAGAUCUAUAGUUUAAUGUGACUUCUGUUUGAUGUGAUCAAUAAAGUUUUUGUUUUAUAUCUCUGCAA